UAUUAACUUAACAGACGAUUAAACAUAAUUUAUUAUAUAUAUGCAUCUAUGUGAUUCUAAACAACAUAUACGAUAUUGAAUAAUAAAAGUCAAUUAAGAAAUGGAUGCAUAUUAUCACCAGGAGCCAUGAUCUACACAUAUCAAUAUCUAUGUACAUAUGCAUAUAUAUUUGUGGUCACCUAGGUUUUUUUACAAAUUAACUAAUAAAAAAUUUAAAUCAUAGGUUGUAAUUAAAAGUGAUUUUACAACUGAUAUCUAUGAAAUUUGAAGAUAGUAAACAUUCGAGUGUGCGUUCAAGUUCAAGCAAUUAGUUAAAAAUCAAUACACUGAGCAACGGUGCACGACCAACUAAAAAGUUAGUUUAGUGAAAGUAGUUUUUAAAUUAUAAUACAUCAUGGGUGAACAUGUGAAGGUUAUUAUACGCUGUCGACCAAUGAAUCUAAAAGAAAUUCAUGAAAAAUGUGAUAACAUUGUGGAAACUUCUGAUUACGAUGUUUCUGUGUUAAAUCCCUCGGCACGAUGUGCACCAAGAAAAUCGUUUAGAUUUGAUAGCGUCUAUAAUACAUUUUCGAAGACCGAGACUAUCUACAAUGAUAUGUGUUAUGCAUUGGUGGAGAGCACAUUAGAAGGGUAUAAUGGAAAUUUUGCUUAUGGCCAAACAGGUUGCGGCAAAACUCAUACAAUGCAGGGCGAUGGAUCGAUAAAGGAUGCGCCAAAUAAGGGCAUCAUACCAAGAUGCUUUGAUCACAUAUUUGAGAAAAUUUCGAUAGCAAACAACGUCAGGUACCUCGCAUUAGUAAGCUAUUUGGAGAUUUACAACGAGACUAUCAAAGAUCUUUUGAGUGAAUCGGACUCAUCAUCGCACACAAUUAAUCAUUCAUUAAAGGAUGUACCAGGUAUCGGCGUUACAGUUCCUUCCUUAACUACACAGCCGGUGAAAAAUGCAGAAGAAUGUUAUAAUUGGUUGAAGUUGGGUAAUAAGAAUCGGAUUACAGCAGCCACAUUGAUGAACGAGACAAGUUCACGAUCACAUACUAUAUUUACAAUAAGUUUGGAGCAGAUUGAAAGUUCUGUUACCCAAUCAUCAGAUUUGAAUAAUAUGUCGCCCAUAAUUGGAUGCAUUCGAAGAGGCAAAUUGAAUCUUGUCGACCUUGCCGGCUCUGAAAGACAAUCCAAGACAGGAGCUAUUGGAGAACGUCUAAAAGAAGCUACAAAAAUUAACUUAUCGCUUUCGGCUUUGGGUAAUGUUAUAUCAGCGUUAGUUGAUGGCAAAACAAAGCAUGUACCGUAUAGGGAUUCAAAACUGACGAGAUUGCUUCAGGAUUCCCUGGGAGGCAACAAAACCAUUAUGAUAUCAUGCAUUUCGCCAGCUGACAGUAACUAUGAUGAAACAUUGUCAACUUUACGGUACGCGAGCCGAGCGAAAAAUAUAUCCAACAUUCCCAAAAUCAACGAAGACCCAAAAGAUGCCAAACUGCGUCAAUAUCAAGAGGAGAUAGUCAAAUUACGAAAAAAGCUUGAAGAAAGUAAUCAGACCGAAAAUGAAAUAUUUCAAAAAAUUUCUAGGGAUAAUGAAAAAUUGCGAAAAUUAUGGCUGAAUGAGAAAAAUCUAAAAUGCUUACACAGGAGAUGAAGAAUAAUAAGAGCAAUAAGCGAACAGGUCAACCCCUCAAUAAAGAUGUAUCAAUUGAAUUUCAACCUGAUGAUGGAGAAGGAAGGGUGCGUUCAAUUAAAUGCACGUCGGCAUAUUGAUCUGAUUAAGCAUGCUCUUAUUGGUGGUGAAAAAGUUAAUGACAUGCAACUUCGAGAACGUCAUAGACAACGCAAGGAAGCUCAGAAACACUUGAGUGCGAUCGCUCAGGCAUUAAGCCGCAUUGAAAGUAAUGAUCGUAACCUAUUGCAAGUUCAUUAUGCAAAUAUUCAACACGAAAUUUAUACCAAAAAUGAUCGUAUUAAGAUGUUCAAUCAAAAGAUUAGGAUGCUUGAGCGGGAGAUUGAAGAUUUAAAUUCGGAGUUUCAAUUGGACCGCGAAGAUUAUUUAGAUGAAAUUCGACAGCUUGGUCGUCAUCUGAAAUUCUAUCAACUACUGUUUGAAAAAAUGUGUCGUAUUCUUCGUAAAAUGGAAAGAAUUGGAAUCCUGAAGAAAUUAUGGAAAAUUCCGUUUGGAAUGAUGACUUAAAAACAUGGAGAUUACCAACCGCAUUAGGAAAUACUAUAAAGUUACCUAUAACAAAUCCUGGAUCAUCUUUUCAAAUAGCCAAAAACAAUAUAUUCGAUGCGAAUGAUAAUAAAUUUAAUUUGAGGGAUUCGGAGGACAGCGAUUUAAGCUUGACCGGAUCUCCAGAAAACUAUAAAAUCAAUAUAUUAAAGAACUAUUUUCGGCCAAAUCGGAAAAACAUAGAUCAACAUGCUCAAAGGACAAAUAAAUCACAAGACUAUAUGCGUGAAUUUACAGCUCAUAAAAGGGCAUCGAUGCCUGUUCGAGAGUUGCAAGCGACAGCUCUAAAUAAAAUUGAGACUUUUAAUCAAACUUUUGAAGAAGUAGACAAUUCAAGCGGUUAUAUGGACAAGAAAAAUCCGACACCGAUUACUUAAAUUUACUACUGACAUAUGUACAAAUUGACAGUGCAGUUAUUUUCUCCUUUUUUCAUCGCCCCGCUGCUCAUUACAA
Messenger RNA from Drosophila sulfurigaster albostrigata, 2671 nucleotides. RefSeq names its product osmotic avoidance abnormal protein 3 (gene Kif3C). Gene Ontology annotation, molecular function: ATP binding; microtubule motor activity; microtubule binding. NCBI's taxonomy places the organism in Eukaryota, Metazoa, Arthropoda, Insecta, Diptera, Drosophilidae. The record is from RefSeq and is a predicted model, not a curated record. Gene Ontology annotation, biological process: microtubule-based movement.